Molecule: messenger RNA, 819 nt
Organism: Aspergillus alliaceus
Lineage: Eukaryota; Fungi; Ascomycota; Eurotiomycetes; Eurotiales; Aspergillaceae
Product: SDR family NAD(P)-dependent oxidoreductase
Exons: 4
Coding region: 1-819 (272 amino acids)
Molecular function (GO): oxidoreductase activity
Source: RefSeq, a predicted model, not a curated record
AUGCGCGAAACCACCCAAAGCCGAGGGCAGUUGCCAAGCUUGUCCCCAAAUUUAAUUGGAAAAGUCGCCAUUGUAACGGGUUCCUCCAAAGGCAUUGGUGCGGGUAUUGCUAUUGAAUUAGGCCGCAGAGGUGCGACUGUUAUCAUCACUUAUACCAGUGAGAAAUCCCACGGCGGAGCAAUCACGGUUUCCCGAGCAAUCGAAGAAACAGAGUCAGGAGGGAAAGGGAUCAUAGUGCAAGCCAAUAUAACAUCUGCGGUAGACCGGGAGGCGCUCAUCGACGCGGCUGUGCAGGCAAGUCCGAACAAAGCAAUUGACAUACUAAUCCACAAUGCCGGAAAUGGAGACGAUGCGUAUCUCAAAGACAUUAGCGAGGAGUUUUUCGAACAGCUAGUUGGCGUGAAUCUGAAAGCUCCGAUAUUCCUUACUCAGGCUGCAGUACCACACAUGCCUCGGGGUGGAAGAGUGGUCCUGAUCACAUCCGCGGCAGCCCGAAUGGGUGUUGCGCAAACCACAGUAUACGCGGCCGGCAAGGCAGGCAUGGAAUCGCUUGCGCGGGUCUGGGCCACUGAGUUAGGUCAAUCUCAUGGAAUAACUGUCAACUGUGUAAGCCCAGGGCCGAUUGCCACCGAGCAAUUUCAUAACAGUGCCCCGGAAUUUAAGGGAGCAUUGCAACCAAUGAUCGAAAGUACACCGGCUGAGGCACGAAUGGGGGAGGUCGAAGACAUUGCACCUCUUGUGAGCUUCCUCUGCUCCGAGGAGUCACGGUGGUUGACUGGUAGUGUUCUAAGUGGGACCGGUGGUUUGUUAUUGUUUUAG